AUGGAGGAAAAAGCAAGAGCUGAUCAUAUUUCAAUUACUAAUUCCAAUGAAUUAAACUACGAUGAUAACAGCAAUUCCUAUAAAACUCAACCAGAAUUAGAUGAUGAAUUAUUUAAUGCAAAACCUGAUCUUUCCUUAUCAUCAAUUUCUGGAUAUUUUGCCACUAGAUUAACCACAUUAUUAGACUUGCCAUUAUACCAUACCCAUAAAAAAUGGUAUGAAGUAAUUAAUCCUCUACCAGGAUUAAAAUCAAUGAGCAAAUCUGAUUGGAAUUUUUAUUGUUUAGGGUUUUUCGCUUGGGCGUUAGAUGCUAUGGAUUUCUUUUGUGUUUCUGUGGCUGCACCUGAAAUUGCCAAUACGUUAAAUAUCAGUGUCACUGAUGUUACUUGGGGUGUCACAUUAGUGUUGAUGUUAAGAUCUGUUGGAGCAGUUAUAUUUGGUAUUGCGUCGGAUUAUUUUGGUCGUAAAUGGACAUAUAUUUCUAUUGUUACUUUAUUUGUUGUUGUUGAAGUUGGUACAGGGUUUGUUCAAACUUAUCAACAAUUCUUGGGUGUAAGGGCAAUAUUCGGAAUAUUGAUGGGGGCAAUGUAUCCCAUUGCCAUGGUCACAGCUUUAGAAGGUCAACCAAUCGCAGCAAGAUCAGUGUUGCUGGGAUUAUUUUUACCUGGGUAUUGUUUUGGAUAUAUUAUGGCAAUGGUUUGGUAUCGAGCAUUUGCUAACACUUAUAAAGAAGGUGAAGGUUGGAGAUCUUUAAUCUGGUUUUCGGGUGGAUUAUCAUUGAUUUUAAUUGUUUGGAGAUUGUUUACUCCUGAAUCUCCAGAUUAUAUUAAAAUGAAAAUUAAAAAGGAAAAAUUCAAUCAACAACAAAGACUCAAAGAACAAGAACAAAAUGGUGGUGUGGCCUUAAAGGAGAAAAAAUUCUGGCAAAAAAUUGAUAAAUCUAUCCUUGUAACUUUUAAAACUGAAUGGUUGAUUUUCUCAUAUUUGGUAUUACUUUAUGCUGGAUGGAAUUUUACUACUCAUGGUUCUCAAGAUUUGUAUGUUACCAUGAUCACUAAACAAUAUCAUGUGGGACUUGACAAAAAAACUGUCAUUAUUGUUGUAUCUAAUAUUGGUGGUAUCAUUGGUGGUAUCAUCAUGGGUCAAGCAUCAGAAUUGUUAGGUCGUCGAUUGACCGUAGUCAUUAGUAUUAUUUGCGCUGGUGCAUUCUUAUAUCCAUCGUUUUUCAACCCCGACAGAAACUGGCCCGCUUAUAUCUUUUUGAAUGCAUUUGUAUUUGGAUCAUUUAGUGUUGGUCCGGCAUAUCUUUUAGAAUUGGUUAAUUCUACUCAUAGAACUUUAUUAUCGGGCGUUGCUUAUCAAUUGGGUAAUUUAGUUAGUUCAGCUAGUGCUACCAUCGAAGCAAAAAUUGGAGAAAGGUUUCCGCUUGAAGAUCAACCAGGAAUGUUUGAUUAUGGUAAAGUUAUGUGUAUUUUUUGUGGGGCUAUUUUUGCUUAUAUGAUAUUCAUUAUCUUUUUAGGACCAGAAAGAUUCCAUAGAGAUUUGCAAAUUCAUGAUACUGAUGAAAUCGAGGAAUUACAACAAGAUAGUUCUAGCAACAACGAAAGCGUUAAAGAGAGGGUUUAA
Molecule: messenger RNA, 1626 nt
Organism: Candida dubliniensis CD36
Lineage: Eukaryota; Fungi; Ascomycota; Pichiomycetes; Serinales; Debaryomycetaceae
Gene: JEN1
Product: Jen1p
Exons: 1
Coding region: 1-1626 (541 amino acids)
Biological process (GO): plasma membrane lactate transport
Cellular component (GO): plasma membrane
Molecular function (GO): secondary active monocarboxylate transmembrane transporter activity
Source: RefSeq, a predicted model, not a curated record